Messenger RNA from Choloepus didactylus (southern two-toed sloth), 810 nucleotides. RefSeq names its product cell division cycle protein 123 homolog. NCBI's taxonomy places the organism in Eukaryota, Metazoa, Chordata, Mammalia, Pilosa, Megalonychidae. The annotation marks the transcript as partial. The transcript has a single exon. Gene Ontology annotation, cellular component: cytoplasm. The record is from RefSeq and is a predicted model, not a curated record.
UUUGAUGACUUCCGAAGCCUCACCAUCAAGAGUGUUAUUCUUCCGCUUCCUGAGAAUGUGAAGGAUUAUUUACUUGAUGACGGAACUCUGGUGGUUUCAGGAAGGGAAGAUCCACCAGCACGCUCUCAGCCAGACAGUGAUGAUGAUACAGAAGAAAUACAGGCGCCAGAGUUUCCGGAGUUCACCACUAAAGUCCAAGAAGCUAUCAAUUCCCCGGGGGGGAGUGUAUUUCCUAAACUUAACUGGAGUGCCCCAAGGGAUGCAUACUGGAUAGCAAUGAAUAGUUCUCUGAAGUGUAAAACCCUCAGUGACAUUUUUCUGCUUUUCAAAAGUUCUGAUUUCAUCACUCGUGAUUUCACCCAACCAUUUAUUCAUUGUACUGAUGAUUCCCCAGAUCCUUGUAUGGAAUAUGAGCUUGUUCUUCGAAAAUGGUGUGAAUUAAUUCCUGGGGCUGAGUUCCGAUGUUUUGUCAAGGAAAACAAGCUUAUUGGUAUUUCUCAAAGAGACUACACACAAUACUAUGACCAUAUUUCUAAACAAAAAGAGGAAAUUUGCAGAUGCAUACAAGACUUUUUCAAGAAACACAUACAGUAUAAAUUCCUAGAUGAAGACUUUGUAUUCGAUAUAUAUAGAGACAGUAGGGAUGAUAGUAUUGUAUCUACUAUCAAGCUACGGUAUCUAUUGUCAGUUAGAAGGAGGGGCCAUGCACUGAGAUUUGGCAACGAAGAGGGAUGUUACUUGGCAAAGUUUCAACCUUGUGGAAACAAACUUUGGAAAAAGAAUGGGAAGCCAGCAGGAUGCAAUGAGUAG